Messenger RNA from Oncorhynchus kisutch (coho salmon), 11989 nucleotides. Its product is annotated as polypeptide N-acetylgalactosaminyltransferase 13. Gene Ontology annotation, molecular function: polypeptide N-acetylgalactosaminyltransferase activity. The record is from RefSeq and is a predicted model, not a curated record. Gene Ontology annotation, cellular component: Golgi apparatus. NCBI's taxonomy places the organism in Eukaryota, Metazoa, Chordata, Actinopteri, Salmoniformes, Salmonidae. Bases 735 to 2405 code for a protein of 556 amino acids. The transcript has 13 exons. Gene Ontology annotation, biological process: protein O-linked glycosylation.
CGUUAGAUUGUACCAGAACGUAUCGCUUGCUCGUCUGCGGUUACCCGGCUAUAUAUGAUUCUUUCGGAGAAUAGGUGGAUCCAAAGACAUCAUUUGCGCUGCAUAUCAAAUAGAAUGCAAGGGAACUCGUUUACAAUGUAUCGGUACGGGUCGGGUCGUGACUACUGCAAUGCAUUCUGAAGAGGGACCAGGAGAAACGUUAAUAGGUAUCACGCAAUAACGGUUGCCAACCAGCAACAUCCUAGGGACGUGAAAUUAUGCUCUUCGUUCAUAUAUAGGUUUCCUGUCUGCGGGACCUUUGGAUUGAUUUUUUGAUGUAAAUAGAAUAAUAUCGAAGUAGCCUAAUAGGCCGAUCAUUUCAAGCAAUCAAACAUUAUUUGUGAAUUAGGCUAUUAGUGUUGUUAACCCAAUGCAACAUGUUGUUGGCAGUAGAGACUUCCAUCAUUGCAUUUAUUGAUUCACAGAAUACGUAUUUUCUAGUUUCCCGCGCCAGUGAGCUCGGGACAGACAGCUGUUUUUUUUACGACGUUCCACUGAAUAUAAAGAGACUUCAUUGACUUACUGUGUGAGUUGAAGAAAACAUCCAUGAGAAGCAAAGCAUAUUAGUUAUGGACGUGCGGGAUGCUGUCUCUGUGUGCCCCACGCUCAAUCUCCCCUCCGCUGGUUUGAGUUGCUGCUCUCUGUCAGGGGCCCGCCUGCUGAUUCCUCCCCGACACCACGUCACAUAGAGGGCGAUGCGGCGGUUUGUCUACUGUAAGGUGGUGCUGACCACUUCGCUGGUCUGGGUGCUGGUGGAUGUCUUCCUGUUGCUCUACUUCAGUGAAUGUAACAAAUGUGACGACAGGAAGGAUCGCUCAAUGCUGCCUGCUCUGAGAGCGGUCAUAUCGCGGACCCACGAGGGCCCAGGGGAGAUGGGGAAGGCGGUGGUUAUCGCAAAGGACGAGCAGGAGAAAAUGAAGGAGCUCUUUAAGAUAAACCAGUUCAAUCUGAUGGCCAGUGACAUGAUUGCGCUCAACAGGAGUCUGCCGGAUGUGAGACUGGACGGUUGCAAGACCAAGGUCUACACGGACGAUCUCCCCAACACCAGUAUAGUGAUUGUGUUCCACAACGAGGCGUGGAGCACCCUGCUCCGCACCGUCCACAGUGUCAUCAACCGCUCGCCACGCCACCUACUGCAGGAGAUCCUGCUGGUGGACGACGCCAGUGAGAGAGACUUCUUGGGAAAGAAGCUGGAGAACUAUGGUCGGACCCUGGAGGUUCCCAUGCGGGUCCUGCGGAUGGAGCAGCGGACGGGGCUGAUCCGGGCCAGGCUGAGAGGGGCUGCGGCUACACGGGGGCAGGUCAUCACCUUCCUGGAUGCCCACUGUGAGUGCACCACGGGCUGGCUGGAGCCUCUGCUGGCCAGGAUCAAAGAGGACCGGAGAUCUGUGGUGUGUCCUAUAAUCGAUGUGAUCAGCGACGAGACGUUUGAAUAUAUGGCAGGCUCAGACAUGACCUAUGGAGGAUUUAACUGGAAGCUGAAUUUCCGUUGGUAUCCCGUGCCUCAGAGAGAGAUGGACAGGCGCAAAGGGGACAGGACACUCCCUCUCAGAACCCCUACCAUGGCUGGAGGGUUAUUCUCUAUUGACCGGACAUAUUUUGAAGAAAUAGGCACAUACGAUCCAGGGAUGGACAUUUGGGGCGGAGAGAACUUGGAGAUGUCUUUCAGGAUCUGGCAGUGUGGCGGCUCUCUGGAGAUUAUCACUUGUUCCCAUGUGGGUCACGUGUUCCGAAAGGCCACCCCUUACAGCUUCCCUGGGGGCACGGGUCAAGUCAUCAACAAGAACAACAGGCGAUUGGCCGAGGUGUGGAUGGACGGCUUCAAAGACUUCUUCUAUAUCAUAUCACCAGGUGUGGCCCGGGUGGGCUAUGGAGACGUGUCCUCUCGUAAGGCCCUGCGUGAAGCUCUGCAGUGCAAACCCUUCUCCUGGUACCUGGAGAACAUCUACCCCGACUCUCAGAUCCCCAGGCGAUACUACUCACUUGGUGAAAUCAGAAAUGUUGAAACGAACCAGUGUGUGGACAACAUGGGCAGAAAGGAAAACGAGAAAGUUGGCUUCUUCAACUGCCAUGGCAUGGGUGGGAAUCAGGUGUUUUCCUACACAGCUGAUAAGGAGAUCCGGACAGAUGACUUGUGUCUGGACGUGUCACGUCCCCAUGGACCUGUGGUCAUGCUGAAGUGUCAUCAAAUGAAGGGGAAUCAGAUGUUUGAGUAUGAUGCAGAGCGGCUGACCUUGCUGCAUGUCAACAGUAACCAAUGUCUGGACAUGCCUACUGAGGAGGACAAGAUGGUGCCCACCCUGAGAGACUGCACAGGCAGCCGCUCCCAGCAGUGGCUCCUCCGCAACAUGACGCUGACGCUCUGAUCUGACCCAGGAGUAGGACCUCCACAUUCACUCACCACCACACCGGCCAGACUCGCCCCCACCUAAACUGGCCACGACCUCACCUCGCUCCACCAGGUGUCUUUUGUCAUGCACGUGUUCCUGCCUCCUUCAGCACUCGCGGGUGGGGAAGAAGCAGGCAGGCAGCAGCCUGUAGUAUUUUAUUAUGGGGCUUCUGAGGCUCUGCAAGGGCUUUAUCUGAGAUGCUGCUCCUCCCAUUCAGUCAAUAUUACACAAAGUGAUUGCCCAGAGGUUGACCGGCACACUCUCAGCCAGAUCUCUCUGUAUGGUUGAAUCAUCUGGGCGCGUCUGUAGUGACGGUGACUAACACUUUUACACGUGGAGGAAGCUGGAAUCAGUGAUACUGUAUAUGUCUGAUAGCUCUCAGGGCUGGUCAUGUGUGAGGUCAGAGUUCAGACUUUAGUACAGCAGAAGCACCAGUAGCAGGAUAGCAUUUCCUAGUCAGAGCGUUGUAGUAUGCGUCUGUGGGGCCUCAUGGACAAUCUACUCUGGCUCUGUACAUAAGUGUUUUGUUUAAAGUGCAACCCUGCAAGGUCAAUUAUUCUGUUCUGUGAUAUUGGACACCCCCAAUUCAUAUUUAUGUCAGAACCACCUGUAAAUCUGAGGAUGAAGGGUCUAAGGGUAAGGGUUGUUGUCAGUGCCAUGCACAGAUCUUUCAGGGAGCAGGUGCUCAAAAUGAACAAAGCCCCCCACCCAACCCCCUCUCACCCCAAAUAUAAGACUUUCAUAAUUCAGAUCUCAAAAUUAAUAACAAACAUUUUUGAGCAUAGGCCUAUUUAUUUCAGCAACACACUCACCCAUCACAAAUUGUAAGCGAGCUAGUUAGCUACAGUGCCUCCGAAAGACAUGAUUGACAUCGGGAAAAGAGGGAUGUUGAUGAUUGAUGUAAAUCUGCUAGUUAGCUACAUCUAUUAUUUUUUACAAAUUGUGAUUCAUCUUCAAUGCUCUUAAAUAAUAACUACAUAAUAUAAUAUAUAUAAUCUAACGUGAUGUACACUGAGUGUACAAAAUAUUAGGAACACCUUACUUAUAUUGAGUUGCACACAUUUUGACUCAAUUCGCCAGGGCUUGGACUCUACAAGGUGCCGAAAGCGUUCCACACGGAUGCUGGCCCAUUUUGACUCCAAUGCUUCCCACAGUUGUGUCAAGUUGACUGGAUGUCCUUUGGGUAGUGGACCAUUCCUGAUACUCACAGGAAACUGUUGAGCGUGAAAAAUCCAGCGACGUUACAGUUCUUGGCACACUCAAACCGGUGCGCCUGGUACCUACUAUCAUAUCACGUUCAAAGGCACUUAAAUAUUUUGUCUUGCCCAUUCACCCUCUGAAUGGCACACAUACACCAUCCAUGUCUCAAUUGUCUCAAGGCUUAAAAAUCCUUCUUUAACUUGUCUCCUUCCCUUCAUCUACACUCAUUGAAGUGGAUGUAACAAGUGACCUCGAUAAGGGAUCAUAGCUUUCAUCUGGAUUCACCUAGUCAGUCUGUCGUGGAAAGAGCAGGUGUUACUAAUAUUUUAUACACUCAGUGUAUUGCUGGCUGGCUGGUGGUUUGUGUGGAUAUUUUAGUAUAUGGUGGUUAGCCAGAUUCUAUACUACCUGUGUUCAGUACUUAAUUUGUCAAUCUUGAGGUGCCGGAGCAAAAAGUGAGUGCGAGAGAGAGGGGUGAACAGUGGAACUCUGAAGUACCGGAACUCAUGAGAUUAUUUUUUUUUUAAUCACCUUUAUAAUAAAGCAUUGCAUUACGGAAGUCAAGAGGGGACAUAUUAAUCAAAACAAAGAAUUCCCUUCUAUGUCGCGAUCACAACUUCUCACGUUCACUAUAUAACAAAAGUUGAUUUGUCGAGAUCACGAGAUAAUCGGAAGAACCACGCAUCACCCAUUCAUUUGUUCAGACGCACAAUCAGUGGCGCCCCCAGAAAUUGUUCAUAGGGGUGGGUGGCCAGUUGGGGCCACUGAAAAUCUUGGGGUGGCACACCAAAACCAAAAGCCGUAACUGAAUUUCAGGAAUUCUAUUAUGCUGUUGUAGUAUAUAGGCUAGUUGGAAACUGUCAAUAUUAGAGUUAAGGAAUCGCAUACUGAUAUACUUUGGUUUCUUAUUUCACAGUUAAAUGUUACUAUUUAUCUGAUGUGCAUAGACUAAUACCAGUACAGUUAACAUUUUAAGUUCCACAACAAUCCUGUUUUAAUGUGUUCUGUAUCUGUAUAUACAUGUGCUAGGCGAUUGUUCUUCAAAUGGGCUAGUUGCCCUUUUCCUUAGAAAGACAAAUAUACAGCUUUAAUUUGAAAUCAGUACAUUGAUUGCAAGGAGCAAAACAUUUACUGGGAACAAGCCUACUCAGGUUUAAAAACGCCACAGAGACGCCUACAAUUAUUUUCAAUACAGCGUUAUUUGGCUGUUGCUGUGUCUUGUUAUAAACAAAAAUAUGAAAUAUGUCCAAAAAUGAAAAACAAAACAAAAAACAUAAUUAUGGACAACAAUAUACAUUUUACUAUAGCCUACUCACAACCUAUUCAUAUCCCUGCUUUAUUAGGCUACAUUAUUUUCAAUACAGAUUUAUUUGCCUGUUGCUGUGUCUUUUGGCAAACACAUCCACAAAAUCCUCAAGAUUUAUGGCCCUCGCUCUUCUUGACUCUACACCCCCAAAUUGCUCAAUCGCUCGUCACUCGUUGUAUUUCUCAAGACGGUCUUGGAAAACUGUGCUCACAUGCUACAGUGCUCACAAUGCAAGUGUUAUUUUGCAGUUUAAACAUCUUGUGGAACACCUCCCUAAAUGGCUCAAGGAAGACUGUGAGCUCUUUUAAACGGGUUGGUGUUUCCAAGCCACUAGUUUGCUUUCUAACAAGAAUUCGCUUAAGCUGAGGGAUCUCAUAUUCCAGAUCCUCAGUGCUGCAGUUGUAUUGUGAGGCAAAUGGAAACACUACAUUUUUCUCACAAAAUGUGUGACUGCAGAGAUUCAAGGCUUGCAUCCCUUGCAUGAUGAAACAAUUUUCUUGAGGAAAUAUUCUCUUCACCUCAGAGAGAAGCACAUCAACAAUUGGAAAUGACUCCUUAUCUGUGUUGACCGGACUUUGAACUAUUGGAGUGGGAAUGUGAUGCCCAUCAAGCCUAGAGCUUGGUGUGACCUGACGCCCUGGGAUGGCCUGGAGGUGCAACAUCCAAUGUAUCAAUGUUCAAGGUGUCAACAAGAGAAUCAACAAGGGUAACAGCCGUGCCCAAAUUUGAGUUGUGGGGACUGUAAAAUGUCUGACAGAUGUUUAAUCUCACCAAAAACAUUGGUGACUGUUACAAGGAGGCCAAUAAACUAGAUCUAUUUGGGCUAAUAGAGCUCUUGCCUCUACGGCUCUGUCACCAUUUCUCUCUUCAGAUAUUUCUUUCAGUAGUCUGUAUGAUGGCUGGCAGUCUGUGCCCUCACGGUCUUGCAAGCAUUGUACCUACAUGCCCACCGUGUCUCUAUCAGCCUUUGUAACUCUCUCGGGGCCCCCUGAAACAUCUCCCUCUGUACCUCUUGCCACCUUUGUGGCACAUGUGACCCUGACCCAAAGACAUACAUUUUCUGCAAAAGAGAAAAGAAACAAUAUGCUUCAGGGAUGCAUUUCACACCGUCAACUAAUACUACAGUUAAGCAAUGUGCAUUGCAGUGAACAUACAAGGCUAAUGGGGACUCUGAUUUAAUGGGUGCUGGCACACCUGUGUUGUUUCCGCUCAUGACAGAGGCACCAUCAUAUACUUGCCCUACUAGGUGGUUUCUGUAGUCAAGGCCAUACUUCUGCAGUAAUUGUACAAAUUUCGGUGAAAGUGCUGCAGCAUCCAGACGCUCUGCUGCUUCAAAGGUGAAAAAACGUUCACAUAUUGACCCAUUGUAAUUGCAAUUCGAUACUAAGGACAUCUGUUCCUUCUUGCUAAUGUCUUUGAUCUCGUCAACCAUAAUGCUGAAAGCCUCACUUUGUGCAACUUCACUAAUUAUUGAGGUGCAGAUCAUUUCGGACCAGGCAAUCAAUUAUUUUGUUUUGUGUACUAUGCCCAAAGUAUUUCUUUGACUUCAUUUUUCUUUUGACUGUGUGAUCAUGCUUGGCUAGCAGUUCCAUAAUAGAGAGGGAAUGUCCUUUAUUCUGACCUUCCGUUUCUUUAUGUGCUCUCUGUGUAAGGUUUUGCAUAGCUGUGAGGAGCAGGGUUUCUCCAACAGUUUUAAAUGUACUUUAUUUUCCCUCACUACUUUAUCAUACUCUGCAUUUAAGGAUGGCUGAGAGAGAGCAUUUGAUUGCAGUCGGCUUUUCAUAUUCUGCCCAUGUUAACAUAGCAUGUUAUUCUGAUUGGGCAUGGCCUACAAAUCCCUCAUCUUUGUAAGUUGCUUUUUUCUAAUUUCUUAACCCCUCUUCAGAUUGUAAACACCGAAUCACCUGAGGGGAGACUGAAGUGCCGGCAGGCAUAGAAGUAGACAGUCUUUAGUCAGAGUAUUCCAGCCAUUUACAGUGCCUUGUAAAAGUAUUCAUCCCCCUUGCCGUUUUACCUAUUUUGUUGCAUUACAUCCUGUAAUGUAAAUGCAUUUUUAUUUGGAUUUCAUGUAAUGGACAUACAUAAAAUAGUCCAAAUUGGUGAAGUGAAAUGAAAAAAAUUACAAAAUAUAAAACGGAAAAGUGGUGUGUGCAUAUGUAUUCAACCCCUUUGCUAUGAAGCCCCUAAAUAAAGUCUGGUGCAACCAAUUACCUCCAGAAGUCACAUAGUAAAAUAAAGUACACCUGUGUGCAAUCUAUGUGUUACAUGAUCUGUUACAUGAUCUCAGUAUAUAUACACCUGCUCUGAAAGGCCCCACUAAGCAAGGGGCACCAUGAAGACCAAGGAGCUCUCCAAACAGGUCAGGGACAAAGUUGGAGAGGUACAGAUCAGGGUGGGGUUAUAAAAAAAAGUGCCACCCACCACAAUUCAUGGACCAGGCAAGGAGGGCAUUAAUCAGAGAGGCAAAGAGACCAAAGAUAACCCUGAAGGAGCUGCAAAGCUCCACAGUGGAGAUUGGAGUAUCUGUCCAUAGGACCACUUUAAGCCAUACACUCCACAGAGCUGGGCUUUAUGGAAGAGUGGCCAGAAAAAAAAACAUUGCUUAAAGAAAAAGGUAAGCAAACAUGUUUGGUGCUCUAAGGUAUGUGGGAGACUUCCCAAAUACAUGGAAGAAGGUAAUCUGGUCAGAUGAGAGUAAAGGGAAACGCUAUGUCUGGUGCAAACCCAACACCUCUCAUCAUCCCGAGAAAACCAUCCCCAUGGUGGAGCAUGGUGGUGGCAGCAUUAUGCUGUGGGGAUGUUUUUCAUCUGCAGGGACUGGGAAACUGAUCAGAAUUGAAGGAAUGAUGGAUGGUGCUAACUACAGGUUUCAGGAUACAGUUUCAGUCUUCCAGAGAUUUAAGAGGUGUUGGGAGGUUCACCUUCCAGCAGGACAAUGACCCUAAUCAUACUGUUAAAGCAACACUUGAGUGGUUUAAGGGGAAACAUUGAAAUGUCUUGGAUUGGCCUAGUUAAAGCCCAGACCUCAAUCCAAUUUGAGAAUCUGUGGUAUGACUUAAAGAUUGCUGUACACCAGCGGAACCCAUCCUACUUGAAGGAGCUGGAGCGGUUUUUCCUUGAAGAAUGGGCAAAAAUCCCAGCGGCUAGAUGUGCCAAGCUUAUAGAGACAUACCCCAAGAGACUUGCAGCUGUAAUUGCUGCAAAAGGUGGCUCUACAAAGUAUUGACUUGGGUAGUUAUGCACGCUCAAGUUCAGUUUUUUUUGUCUUAUUUCUUGUUUGUUCCACAAUAAAUAAAUAAAAUUGCAUCUUCAAAGUGGUAGACAUGUUGUGUAAAUUAAAUGAUACAACCCCCCUAAAAAUCCAUUUUAAUUCUAGGUUGUAAGGCAACAAAAUAGCAAAAAUGCCAAGGGUGGUGAAUACUUUCUCAAGGCACUGUAUGCUUACUGUACCACUCUUUCAUGAAGCCCCAUAUGCUAUCCCCCCGAAGGGUUCGAGCGAAAAACAUCAGAUGUGGCUGUUUGGGCCUCUCUGCUCUUGACUGGGAUAUAUCUCGGAUGAAACGAGGCAAAAUCAGUUAUUCUGAUUUUAUAACAAUAAUAAUUAUAACAUGAGAAACUGUUGUUGCUGCCUGUUCUGCACUUUCGUGCCAUGCUGCCGUCUGUUGUUCUUACUGUGCUCUGUCACUGAUGCUGCCUGUGCCUGUUCGUCGCUGUCAUGUUCUGCCUCUGUUCUGUCAUGCUCUCUUGCUGCCUCCGCCUGUUCAUUGGCUUGCUCAAUGAUGUUAUCAUCAUCAUCUUCGACUGCAUCCUCACUAACGUUAACCCUCUGCUGCUGCUCCCCUGUCAGCUGAGUCUCCCCUGUACUACUCUUCUUAAAGAAAGAGAUAUCUGUGGACUUUUUCAUUGUUUGCAAGUUUAUAUAGCUUACUAGCUACGAUUAGCUAACGCUAUACCAGCCCGUAACGUCAGCUAGCUAGAUGCUCUGGCAGUCCUAAGUUCAUCAAGUGGUUUGACAAUCAUUCUAGAAAGCUACGAUAACUCUAACUGUAGAGUUAAUACUCUCUCUCUAUGCUGCAGAGUAACCUUAAUGUAUAAACUAGCUAGCUAAGCCCCCCCCAAUACCUAAUUUAACUAGCUAACUUAGCUAGCUAACUAACAUAAGCCUCAACCAUACUGUCCAUCUAUCAUCAAUACGUCCACGUGAUCUCGUGAUCUCGACAAAACAACUUUUGUUAUGACGUGAUCAUGAGAAAAUGGUCUUGUGAUCUUGAAAAAAACUACUUUUGUUAUGUAGUGAUCAUGAGAGAAAUAAGUUGUGAUUCUCGACAUAACGAGGGAAUAGUUUUUUAUUCAUAUGUCCUCUCUGGACAUUUCCCUAGUGGCAUAGAGCAGUAGAGUAGAGGUGCUUACAGAAGCUGCACACAUGGGGAAAAAAUUUGAGUAACGUAGUGUCCGAAAACAAUUGGGCCUUUUUAUAAAUGCAUGUCAUCUAUGUAAAUUUACAUGACUGGAGACUUUGGCAGAAUCUUUUUUAAUUCCGCACAAAUGACCCUGACAAACAGAAUCUGAGCUCAAUAAAAACAACUGUCAUCAAUAGCCUGGGCCUAGGUGUGUGGAGACACACAUAUUUACUAUAUGGGGGAGGACAUUAUAGUCCUAAAAAAGCUUUCCAGUGUCAUUGACUCACCCAAUGAUGCGCCGCUCACUCACCGGCAAUGGCUGAUGCACUCGUGCUAAAAGCUGAUCCCUCUCUUGUAAAUAAUGUUUGCUCAAAUGGCCUAUUUGCAAGUUAAUAAAAUGUUGUGGUAGCCUACAGCAGACAGAUUUGAGUAUUCUCUUUUCAGCAGGAGCCAUUUGCUUUCCAGCCUGUGUUUCCCGCAAUUGUAUAUGCUGUUCACAGACAGGAACGCGCUGCAAAUCUGACUGUAGACUAUGACUGGGCUACACACAAUCCACAGCUAAGCAAUUUAAAUUAAAAAAAGUCAUAUUGAUCCUUUGUGGCUAAAUUAUAGGCCUACUCUUGGUGCAGUAGGCUAUUCUGAAUUAUUUCUGAACAGACAGCAGUAAUUCUAGAACGUUGCCAAAUGUAUUUCAAUUUCAGGUGUCCUGCAGAACCUCCAGCACCCUUCCCGUGGCUAUGAUUCUAUGAGGAAAUAAAUGAUGAACUGCUGCUGCAUAUCAGCCAACCAGACCGAAUAUUGAUGAUGAUGUAAAUCAAGCGAUAUCAAGUGUUAAUCAAAUGUUAUGCUGCUAUGGUGUGGCAGUACUGUUAAUAUUUAAACUAGAUAGCUUGCUACACCCACUCGACUGGUGAGCCGCAUCACAAGCCAUGCAUGUUUGGAUACCGGGCAUGCACAAUAUCCGUACAGGGUAGUCUGGGUAAAAUGCACAACCAGGUGCACGUGAGCUCCGUACAGGGCAGACCAACCGAUGGGUGGGUGGGUGGCGAACUUGACACUUGGGGGCAGUGGGUUCAGAACAACAACCACAAGAACUGUAUACAAAAAAAAGAAUGAGUGACCACCCAAUAGAGUGGAAGGGAAAAGUCCCAGGGGUCUGACAUAGGUAUACCCCUACCUGUGCACAUGCCUCGUUGUUGUUGAUGGGUACAUUAAGAGGAUGUAAAAACUCAAAACAUUGGAGGUGAUACAGAACUCAUGUAUGGAUGCAUGUAGCUGCCAAGAAAAUCAGUUUGCUUUCCCUCAAUAAGUGGAGUAUAUCACAGAAUGCAGUUAUUUCUUUUGACCAUUUUUACAUAGAAAUAUUUAGGAUUUUUUUUUAUUCUAAUAUCAUUGUUAGCUCCCCGUAAUGUUGGAUUAUUUAUUUGUUAUAUUUUAUUUGGGAUACAUUUGUCUGUUUUAAGGUUUCCUUAAAAUGUAUACAUCAUGUUCAUCACUUAUAUUAUCAUAGUUUACAUAAUCAUUAGCACGAUUCUUUAUGGCAAAUCUUUUGCCCGAUCGAAACAUAAAGCAAAAAUGACCCGAAGACAUAAAGGUAGUGAAUUCUUUUAGAAUGUUGACUGAAUAUCAAGUUUCUAGUUGAUUGAAUUAAGCUAUUGUGAAAAUGAGUCAUUUAGUAUAAAGAUCUCCGAAACAUCGAGCAUUAGUGAAUAAAUCAAUAUGAACGAUGUCAACAGUAUAAAUGGUAUAUAAACUAAUCAUAUUAUUUAACCACUUUACUGUACCAUUUUGAUCAUCAGUCAAACAUGUGUAUCCUAAAUCGUACCCUAUUCCCUAUAGAUCACACUACUAUUGGCCAGGUCUCAUAGUAGUGCACUAAUAUGGACGCACACAAAAUGGCUUGAUAUGGGCAACGUGUUAGCUCCUUUAAGAAAGUGGAACAACUAUUUGUUCUUCAAUGGAUUGUCGACCUGGAGCAGCUGACAUGUGUACUGUAAAUAACUAACGCUGUCAAUCAUCAUAGUAACUGUACAUACAGAACCAGUUAUUUUUCUAACAUGCUGUAAAACUUGAAAGCCCCAUUGAAAUGUAAAACGUGGCAUGGUUAUGUAUUUGAAGGCAUUGCUGUGCGCUGUUUAGAAAUAUCAAUGAAAUACGUAAUGCUUUCUUGGGGUUUAUGAGGUUCAUCAGCUCUCCCAUCAACACAAACCCACAAAUGACCUAAUGGACAUUACUGUACACGAGAGAUUAUUACUCUGUUUCAUUUGUUUUUAUGUUGAAACUAUAUCAAUGCUUGAACACUGUCAUAUCUAUGCCUAUUGUUUGUUUGGCAUUCAGACUCUAAUUGAAUUAACUCCAUAUAUAUUUAUUGUUUAUAUUUUGACCUACUGUAGGUUAUAUUUAUGUGCAUGGUACUACAAUAGGAAUGUACUACAGAUUGUGUUUCAACUUUGAACUGUUACACUGUACCUUUAUUGGUCUAAAGUGAUGUAUGUUACCUGUUCGUACAUUUUUGUAAAAUAAAAAGCAGCAAUAAAAAUGUUUAAAAAAAGGCUAGAUGGAAUCACGCAUUUUGUUAUUGGCGAUGAUGCGUAUGAAUAAAACUGUGAACAACAAUACAUUUGUUGUUGAUUAAACCUUUCUGUUGAAACUUU